AUGUGCAUUUCGAAUGGUGUGUGUGUGACUCCAAGUACGGCGUGGAGAGGUCAUAUGCGCAUAGCCGAUUUCGUUGAACAGACGGACUGGCAAAUGGCAUUUGCAUUCUCACGGGAUGGGAUGUGCGUAAACUUCAUGCUUUUUAAAACUCCUUUAUCAUGA
Molecule: messenger RNA, 162 nt
Organism: Plasmopara halstedii
Lineage: Eukaryota; Oomycota; Peronosporomycetes; Peronosporales; Peronosporaceae
Exons: 2
Coding region: 1-162 (53 amino acids)
Source: RefSeq, a predicted model, not a curated record